Schistosoma turkestanicum is the source of this 1227-nucleotide messenger RNA. NCBI's taxonomy places the organism in Eukaryota, Metazoa, Platyhelminthes, Trematoda, Strigeidida, Schistosomatidae. The record is from the annotation of a GenBank genome assembly.
CGUGAAAAAGAUAUUGGAUAUUGGGUAUUGGAAAAGCGCUCUCAUCGACCGUGACGGCAUAGCUAUGCGCAACGGUUCUCCACAUAGAUAUUCUUGGGACCCCUGCAGUCCCAACCAAAAUAGGGAUCAUUUAAACAGGGGAAGAUUUAACAGUCACUCUAGGUAACUAGGCCUUUAAAUUCCUGUCUGAUUUUGCUUACGAGCUCCUGUUAAUUAGUGAUGCCAUUUUAAAUCGCUCAAAUUAGUGGUUUUCGAAAUACUUGUUGACAUAAAAGUGAUUUAUUGCAUCACCACUUAUCUCGUAGGAUAAGUUAAGGUUUUUGGAUUCAUAUUAGGCCUAAAGUAACUACCCAUUUAGAAAUAAGCUUAGUUUGAAAUUACGAGGAAACGGUUGCGAUGAAAUGUAGCUGGAAAGCGUAAACGUCGGGUCAAAUGUUGCAUGCAAGUCUGUUCUCGUCUAUGCGCUUCAGCCUUUACAUACUAAUCCGCCCCACGUUUUUGUGGACUAGGUCACCAAUUACUUCAACACCUCCGUUUGGUGGUGGGAGGUUUCCUCGAUAUCCACAAGACUCCUUGGCUUGUUGGAGUCCUCCUGUAGGUUGUCCGCCUUAUUAUGUCAAUAGUUCUCCUGCCCGAUAUGGUUCACCAAAUUUCAACCAACCAUCCUAUCACCGAACUUUUGAUUCUUCUGUAAGCUCGUAUGGAUCAUCACACUCACCAUUUAUGUCUAGGUGCAAUCCACCUAUGAGUAUACACUCCAGUUCAAUUUCGAAUAGUUCUUUGGUAUCGACUCAAGACGACUUGAGUUGGAAGUAUGACACUUCGCAGCACAAUUCUUCAGCAUUUGAUACUAGUUCAAAAUCGCCAAGAAAUAGUUGCAAGAAAUUCAAUGAGAAUAAUCGGCCAUUCAAGAGUUGGAUUGCAUCCAGUUUAUCAGACCCUUGGGAAGGAAUGAAACCGAUUCGUACACCACACUCCGGUUAUUUAGUUGACAAACCGCCUGCACAAAGGCAUACUGUUUUAUUUGCUCCUCACGAACGUCGAAGAAGGUUAGAGGCAGACGACAAUGAGGCAGUGAUGACUAGUCCAACAAAGCAACUAUCAAGAGUUUGUUCUAAUUAAAUUUGUAACUUUAACAUGGCACAGUUUAUCUUAUGUUCGGACCAUUCUCUUGUGUUUGUGUGCAAUAAUUUAUUUUGCAUAAUAAAUUUAUAUUUCAAGAUUCUA